This is a messenger RNA of Rhinichthys klamathensis goyatoka, 2746 nucleotides long. It is a transcript of the gene atf5a, whose product is annotated as activating transcription factor 5a. Gene Ontology annotation, biological process: regulation of transcription by RNA polymerase II. Gene Ontology annotation, molecular function: RNA polymerase II transcription regulatory region sequence-specific DNA binding; DNA-binding transcription activator activity, RNA polymerase II-specific. Gene Ontology annotation, cellular component: nucleus. The record is from RefSeq and is a predicted model, not a curated record. The coding region runs from base 703 to 2244 and encodes 513 amino acids. Lineage: Eukaryota; Metazoa; Chordata; Actinopteri; Cypriniformes; Leuciscidae. The transcript is spliced from 4 exons.
UAGCAGAAAGUGUUCUUCCUCGCUAGAAGAAAUCAAGUAGUCCCCGUGAAACAAUACAUAUUUGAACGGCAGUGUAUGCUAUGCGUGAUAUGAUAUGAAUUUUUCAUGCAUAACCAGAUACUGCAACUGUAUGAUAAUCAUCCAAACUCUUGUGAACAGCCGCUUUCAUCACAUAUUCUUCUCUCAGAGCUUUACAACCGUAGUAUGUUCAAGUUGAGGACAUGCCAACGGGAUUUUGUGUUUUCUCGGAAGUUGUUGAGAAAGUGAGUCCUAAAUCUUGUGGGUGUUUUCACCGGCACGAAGUGUGAAAAUUAUCUCGACCAAUACAUCCAUAGGGCGGAGGAAUCUAUAGCACUGGGGGCUGACCGACCGCGUGACGCAGCUGGUUGCUAGGUGUGGGUGACCUGAUGCAUUGACUCAAUUAGCCGAUUCUCAGUCAUCAACUCCAUCACAACAAAGCAAGACCAACAGCACUUCAGUCCUAGACACUCCGGAGGAGACAUGGCUUUUUAAUUUAGUAAAGUCUUCGAUCCUAAAGAAACGCCGUGCUUUGCACUUGCAACGCACCCCAAACCCACAACAUUUAAGCAAGAAUGGAGUUUCAUAAUGCUCACCCAGCCCUAUUUUCUGUGGCUCAACUCUCAAACUUCACUAUCGUGCACUGUAAGCUCGGACAUUUGAAUCGUAGGAUCAACGGACAGGAUGAUGACAAUGUCAGCACCUAUUUGGAAGACUCUACUCGUCUGCCCGGCAGACCCCCUCACUCUCUCUCACCCACAGGCUAACCACAGCCAAUCGGAGGGGCGCAGAGGGGAGGGGCCAGAGGAGAACCAGCACUUAAUUGGUGAUGGUCUUAGUGACUGGAUGACGGAAGAAGUAGAUUUCUCCUCUUACCUCCCAACCCCUCACUCCUCUCCCUCCCCCAAUGCAUCCCUUCCCCCCUCGCCCCUCCAGCAUGACAUCCAGGUGCCCUCAGAUUUGGAGGUCAUGACCUCUCUGCUGCAAGAGGAGCUUGCUCAGCUGGAGGAUUACUUCUUGUCUGACCCACUCCCAGAAAAAGCCUCCAAACUGGGCAAAUGCGACAAGGGUCCAACGGCAGUUGGUCCACCGUCGUAUUACCAGUUGCCCUACGCAUCAUAUUCUACUUCCAACCAAUCCGAAUCCAGCCCUCUACUUGUUACCCUGGCAACUGGGGAACUUGACUUGCUGAGCUUUUGUGGGGGUCCCAUUGGCCGUACCAAGAUUCCUAGACAUGCCCCUUACAGUUGCAGCCGCCCCAACAGCAACGUCUGCAGCCGCAAGAGGGUUCCCGAUGGGGUGAGGGUGGGUGACAGCUACGAGAGUAGCAUCUGGAGUUCCAAAGGAAAUUCCUCAGGUAACUCAGCUGUUGCGCCUGGUGGGAGCUACAGCUGUGCGGAAGAUGAACGGGUGGUAGGCAAAGGCUACUGCCUAGGCAGUGCAGUGGAGAUCAGGAGGUGCGCCAUUUUACCCAAAGAGGAGAAGAACUGCCGCUACACGGAAGAGGCCGGCGGUGCGAGCAAAGCCGGUGGCGGCGGGUACAACUUUAGCGGACCCGUUCAAAUUCCCCACAAGAAAGACGAAAUGAUGAUGUAUGGUGUCAGAGAAGUCAAUUUAAGCGGCAUAGGAGGAAGCGCAGAGAUGGAGAUGAUGGGCGAAGUGAAGAAUGGUGCUAGCGACGAGAAGGCCGACAUCCCCUGGAAGUCCGAACCCAAUGAAAGCUCUUUCAUCCAAAGUACAUCCCAAGAAGAGGCCUACCACAGCUUCCUCGGGGCCAUCAGUGACCCAGUAAAGGCGGAGAGCGUAGAGAUUCACCGGCAACAUAACUUCCACUGCAGCUUUCUUGAAGGCCAAGGCCCCGACUGCCUGAGCGGUGACCGCCACGGACCUGAAAUGGGGUCCCCGUGUGCCAGAGGAGUCUGUGUGCUGAAAGACGACCCCUGCAUUGUGAAACCAGACCUUGAGGAGCCACUAAUCGAAGGGAACCACGGUCAACGCAAACAGAAGAAGAGAGACCAGAACAAGACUGCAGCUCACAGGUAUCGUCAAAGGAAGCGAGCAGAGUUGGACACGUUGGAGGAACAGCUUCAUGGUCUGGAGGGUAGAAACCGUGAGCUACGGGACAAGGCAGAAUCGGUGGAACGGGAGAUCCAGUACGUGAAAGACCUCCUGAUUGAGGUGUACAAGGCCCGCAGCCAACGCCUCAAGCAGGAAACCAGCGCCUGACCAAAAGCUCGACCACCUGACGAUGGUCCUGCAAGUAGAAUUGUAAGCAGUCUGAUAGGCAAUGGAGAUUUGAGUUGGAAUGUUUUCUGACUGAAUGUUUUUAGGAUGUGGUGGAGGUUGUACUAUUGCACGUUACUCAAUCAUUUCAUUUUCGUUACAAACUGACAAAGUCCAUUAACAGCUGCAGCAUAGACAUCCACUUUCUCAGAAAUAACUCCAAAUCAGUUAAUAUGCACUGUGAUUAUGUCUUUGACUGUAAUGACAGCCGUUUUUUCUUUUCUCUUGCUUUUCUCAAGAGUGGCUAGACGACUCAUCCUCUCGGUUUCAUGAAUGAGCUUUAACAACAGAGCAUUUACGAUUGACAGAAAUAAACACAGAAUAACGCAAGAUAGACUUGAACGCAUCUUCAUUUAUUUAGAAAAGGCUGUAAGGUAAUAUCACAAGUUCCGCAUAUGACCUGCAUUGAUCUUAAUUUAUACAGAGUUUUUUUGUUAAAUGUAUU